UGUACAGUCGAACCCCGCUAUAGUGAACACUCGGAUGUAGUGAACUUUUUUAGCGGUCCCGUCCGUAUUCCUAUUUAAAUAAUGUUAUUUUUAACGCUUAUAGUGAACAGCUUAGAACUUGGAAACUCGGUUAUAGUGGACUCAAAUUUCAUUUCUUUAAAUAUCUUUUUCAGUCCUCCAUCUUUAAACUUGUAGGUGUUGGGACUGAAAAUGAAUGCAUUCCUAUAAAAUGUGUCAUAUUACUCUCCUUUAUGCUUAUCACUUUUAACUAUACUGUAAUAAAUGUCAAACAGAUCAUUUAUCUUAUACUCCCCCCUCCCUGACAAGCCUCGCUUUAUCUCUUUUCCCCAAGCUUGCUCUACAACUAGUUAACUUGGCCACCUGCUGAAUUUUUGGAAUUUUCUUAUCUGUUCAAACCAUAUUCUUUACAAAUCACCCCUUGACAAUCAAGAAGGGGAACAAUUUAACUCAUUCUACAGCUGCUCUCUUCAUAUUCUUACAUUAUCUAUUUGAGACAAGAUUUUUAUUUCAAAAGCAGUGAAAAUGGCAAAUUCUCUAAAGAGAAAAGCGUUUUCGAUAGAAGACAAAGUUAAAAUUAUAAAGCGUAUUGAAGAUGGAACAAAUCAAUCGGCACUCUGUAAGGAAUUUUCUUUAUCAAAAUCUACAGUUUCAAACAUUUGGAAAAAUCGGAGUGCAAUUCUUGCCGCAUACGACAAAAAUAUGGUUUCAUCGAAAAAACUGCGUGGAGCUGAAAGAGAAAACGUAGACGAAGCUUUGCUAAAAUGGUUCACCACUCAGCGGGAUAGAAAUCUUCCUGUGACAGGUCCUAUGCUUCAAAUCAAAGCGAAUGAGUUUGCUGAAAAAUUAGAGGAAAAGGAUUUUGUGUGCUCCAAUGGAUGGCUGGAUAGAUUCAAAAAACGGAAUAAUAUUUCUUCAGGAAGGAUUAUCGGAGAAGAAGCGAGUGUUGAUGCAACGGAUGUGGAAAAGUGGAAAACUGAAGUGUGGCCGAAUAUUAUACAGAAUUAUGAAGAGAAAGACAUUUUUAAUGCUGACGAAGCUGGACUAUUUUACAAAUUGAUUCCCAAUCAGACGUUGAAAUUUAAAGGAGAAAAGUGCACCAGUGGGAAACUUUCUAAAGUGAGAAUAACAGUUAUUGUUUGUGCUAACUUGUACGGCUCGGAAAAGCGAAAACUAACUGUCAUAGGUAAAUCUCAAAAACCAAGGUACUUUAAAAAUGUUAAAAAACUGCCCGUAAACUACAAAGCUAAUCAAAAAGCGUGGAUGACCUCCAUUUUUUUGAAGAACUUCGACAAGUAAAUCGUAAAAUUGUUCUUCUUCUAGACAAUUGCACAGCUCACCCCCAUUUAAAAAGUCUAAAGUAUGUUAAGCUCGUAUUUUUACCACCAAAUACGACUUCUAUGUUGCAACCCAUGGACCAGGGUGUCAUUCGCAGUUUGAAGUCUCACUAUAGGAAACAAUUAGUUAUGCGUAUUUUAGAUAACUAUGAUAAAAACAUGGGCUCAGAAUGUAACAUCUCUCUUCUAGAAGCAAUAGUUUUGCUAGAAAAAUCAUGGAGACAAGUAACAUCAGCUACGAUCCGCAACUGUUUCCGACAUGCAGGUCUUUCAAAAGAUUUAGAAGGAAAAGAUUCCAAUGUGGAGGAGGAGGAAGAAAAUUUACCUAUCUCUCCAUGGCUAAAAAGACAUGGAAUGGACAUUUUCCCUAAGGACGUUAUUGAGCAAUAUGAAUGUUGUGAUGAUGAAGUAUGCACUUCUGGUACUCCUACCAAUGAUGACAUUGUCAGUGAAAUAAAACAAAUGAACGAAGGUAGAGAAGACUUAUUAGAAGAAAAUGUUGAAGAAGAAAAUGAACUUUCAGCU
Messenger RNA from Parasteatoda tepidariorum (common house spider), 1880 nucleotides. The record is from RefSeq and is a predicted model, not a curated record. Lineage: Eukaryota; Metazoa; Arthropoda; Arachnida; Araneae; Theridiidae.